AUUACCAAUUUAAAUUAAUGAUGGCGGUUGUCUACUGCUCGUGUCCAUUGGUUUAAAAUGUUAAUAUUGUAUCAUCUUUAAAAACGUUCAAGUUUUUUCCCUCAAAACGUCUGUGUUGUAUUGGAUAGUGAAUCUAUUUUUUGAUCUUAGUGAUUCAGAUGCACCUAAACUUAGCUGUGGACUAGUCUCAUUGUUUGCUACCGCUACAGCGAUGCUGGAUAAUUGAUAAUUACACAGGGAAAGUAUUCUUAUAAACAACAGGAGAAUGUCUUCUUCAAAGGUAUAUCGAACCUACGGGAAAAGAAAUAGCAAGCAGUGCGAAUCGACAAAGUUAUUCGAGGAGAUGCUGAAGAAUGAUGAUAAGCAAGGUCCUAAGGCUUGCAAAGCGGCCGCAGCUGUUGGAUUAUGGGGAAAACAGUCGUUUACAAGUGUUAGAAAAUCAACAUCUACUCCUCCACCAGCUAAGGAUUCCGAUCCAUUUAGUUUCGAAUCAGGAGGUGAAGAUAGUCCUAAAAAACGAAAAUCACCUAGGAAAUUUGGUAAAUCCUCAUCUGAUAUCGGGGCCACAUCGAAUAAAGCCCCAACAAAGUCGUCAGGCAAAUCGAAACCAUAUGAUAGACCUGGUAAAGCAGAGGAAUAUACUAUACCUGUUACGAAAACUACGUCAUGUGCGACAAAAACAAAAAAAUUCUUCACAACUUCUCCUAUUAAAGAAGUCUCUAAACAGCGAUCCACUGAUGACGACUCUGCAUGUAUUCCUUCACCAAAAAAACGUAUUCGAUUAGAGAAUAAUGAAAGUGAUGAAAUGAAAGACAAAACUACAGAGUCGAAUGACUUUAUGGACGACCAUAAACCUCCCCUGGUGUUAAAGAAAGCCGCAACGUCUUUGAACCCACCAGCUGUUCAAAGCCUAAAAGACAAUUCAAACGAUAAUUUAAAGCGAAGUUUAAGUUGUUCCGCAUUAAAAGCCAGCGAGAAGAAGGCCAACAGGCGCAUCUUUUCAACUAGCCCGAAAAAGUAUAAAUAUAAUUAUUGUAUUUGGAAACCCGAGGAAGAAGACAUGGCUUCCCCUGAACUAUCCGCCCCAGGAAACUUGCCGAGUAAGGAACCCUCAGCCUAUGAUUUUGAUGACGAUCCUGUGACUGUUACCUCAAAUAGAGAACCAAGAUUAAGAAAAGUAACUUCUCAAUUAGAUUUCGAUAAUGAAAGUUCGAAACUUAAAGUUACUAGAGAACAUAAACCAGUAUAUACAGUUGUUAAGGAGGUCCGUGGUGCUCAUGAAUGUCUAGAACAUGGUGAAACUGAUGAUUUCGAAACUGAUAUAGCUUAUAUAUUGCAUUCGUUAUCGCCCAAGAGUUCUCUCAAUGUCCGAUGUCUUUCAGCCACGCAACUGAUUACCAAAAGUUGUAUAACUGCUUUUCGAAUGCAUUUGAGAGCUCAUGAAACGUUGUCAAAAGUACUGGAAUUGUUAUCUGAUUCUGCCGAUUUCCCUUCUUUGGGAUUAUGUACAGCGGCUUUAUUUUUUCUCCUUUCACGUGAUAGACGCAAAUUAGAGUUAGAUAGACCUUGGUUAGAAUUGCUCAACAAGUUACUUGUCACGAAACCCGAUAUUCUUAAUUGUAAAGACUAUGAGAAAACACUGAAAAAAAUUAAAGAUUCAGAAGAUAAAUUAUUUAGCAAUACCCAGUCUUGGGUGGUGAAUGACUUGAAUGCAUCUAGUCUGAUCUUGGAAAGUUUACUGAGUUGGACUAAUCAAAACGUGAAAGAUGAAUUUAAAGACUGUGUUCGUACAGGUGGUGGAUUAGAAUACGUGCUAAAUAUUGUUUUUGAGCUAAUCGAUAGACUGGACACCCUGGAAGCAGCGCAAAAUUCUGAAAAAUCGGUUUUGUUUAAAAAGCUUGCUAAAAUAAUUAAGCUAAUCGAAAACUUAUCAUAUAAUAGAGAAGCAAAUCAGAAAUUUAUCGUUGAUUUUAACAAUCAUCAAAUCAUUCCAGCCGUUGCCAAUGUUCUAUUCAUCUGCUUAAAUACUCUGUCCAAAGGGACCAUGUCUAAUUCUUCAUCUGUGUAUUCCUGCUUAUCAUCAAGUCUGGGUAUGCUCAUGAACAUAACGCAUAACAGUCAAGUUUCCAGCCAGCUUUGCGUGCAAAAGCCGCGGAUUCCUGAUGCCUUAUUUCAAUGCAUUUUCUCAGCAAACUCAUUUCUGACACGCUCACAAGUUUUUGAAGUGACAGUUUGCUCUUUAAGCGUUGUUUUAAAUAUUUGCGAACAUCAUGAGCCAAACAGGAAAAAGAUGUUUACAAGACGAAUUUCAGUUUCCGGAAAUACCAUGGAAUUCUAUGAUGCUCUUAUAGAAAGUUUCUUUGAAAAAGAAGCUGCCGCUGACAAAGUAGUCGAGGAGCAAGAUAAAGAAAGAGAGAAAGCAACGAAUUUACAAACGAGUCCAAUGGAAACUAGUGGAGUUUGGAAAGAUGACGAAAAUGGAUUGCAGUGGCUGCCAAGUACCGGUCAAACUACUGUUAAGAAAAAAACAAAACCUCUGGGACGAGACUUGGAUGAUGAAGAAACGAAUUUUACUAAAUGUUUGAAGUUUGCUGAUAAACAUAUGGAGGAAUGCGUAAUGGCCGGUUUUAUAUCAUUAGCUCUUGGAUGUAUGAUCCAAAGUGAUGAGCAUCUUCAAAGUGUUCUACGAAAUAGACUGCCUAAUAAUGAUUUUACACCCCUUGUGUAUAUGCUUAAUAAACUAAUGGGCUUCUUAUCCUUGACUACUGCAGCCAACGUCUCAGGAUUGCAAUCGAUGGCGAAAAUUUCGAAAAUGAUGCAAAUGUGCAACGGAAAAAAAGAAUAA
Molecule: messenger RNA, 2845 nt
Organism: Dimorphilus gyrociliatus
Lineage: Eukaryota; Metazoa; Annelida; Polychaeta; Dinophilidae
Source: the annotation of a GenBank genome assembly